UGGCGCUUCCCUUUCUCCCGUUUCCUCUCUCCACCCCCAGCUCCGCGCCGGGGAGGCGGCAGCGCUGCAGCCCCGCGCGGCUCCUUCUCCGCCUCCGCACGGACACCUGCGGGGGGAGGGAUGCCGGGCAGCCGCCUCCCCCGUCGGCGGGAGCGCGGGCCGGGCUGCGAGCCGCCCCGCCGAGGAGGAGAAGAGGAGGAGGAAGGAGCGGGAAGGACGCGGAGAAGUUGUGGCUCGCCCGCCCCGCCGAGGGCUGCCGCCAUGGGCUCAGGGGGGGCUCCGGCUGCCCCCUCGCUGCUGCUCUCGCUGCUGCUCGGAGCCUCGGCCCCGCUCUGGCUGCGGGCGGAGACGCUGGGAGAUGGAUGUGGGCACAUGGUGAUGUACCAAGACAGCGGGACUCUGGCAUCCAAGAAUUAUCCUGGGACAUACCCAAACUUCACACUUUGUGAAAAGAAAAUCCAAGUGCCUCAGGGAAAACGCUUGAUCUUAAAAAUUGGAGACCUGGAUAUUGAAUCACAGAAAUGCGAAUCCAGCUACCUUACCAUCCACAGCUCUUCAACAGUACAUGGGCCAUACUGUGGUAAUGUGAUGCCUGUCCCCAAAGAAAUCAUUUUGGAUAGCAAUGAAGCAACUAUUCACUUUGAAAGUGGAUCCCACGUGUCAGGACGAGGCUUUCUGUUAUCCUAUGCCAGCAGUGAUCAUCCAGAUCUUAUAACGUGUUUGGAACGAGCAAACCACUACACAAAGACUGAAUACAGCAGAUAUUGUCCUGCUGGCUGCAGAGACAUAGCAGGUGACAUUUCUGGGAAUAUCGGAGAAGGAUACAGAGAUACCUCACUGCUGUGCAAGUCGGCGAUACAUGCAGGCAUUAUCGCGGAUGAGCUCGGCGGGCAGAUCAGUGUCACCCAGAAGAAGGGCAUCAGCCGCUAUGAAGGUGUGGUUGCCAAUGGCAUCCCCUCGCAUGAUGGUUCCCUGUCAGAUAAGCGGUUUAUAUUUACAUCAAAUGGCUGCAAUAAAUCUCUCAGUCUGGAAGAGGGAUUCCUCUCCAAGAGCCAGGUUACUGCAUCUUCCCACUGGGAGGAGACCAACGAAUUUGGGCAACUAUUCCAGUGGUCCCCUGACAAGGCUUGGCUUCAAGUCCCAGGAUUGGCUUGGGCCUCUAACCACAGCAGCAAUCGUGAAUGGCUGGAGAUAGACUUAGGAGAGAAGAAGAGAAUAACAGGGAUUAAGACCAGUGGUUCUGGAUCCAUUAUGCUGAAUUUCAACUUUUACGUAAAGACAUUUACAAUGAACUACAAAAAUAACAACUCAAAAUGGAGAACGUACAAAGGGAUUCUGAGCAAUGAAGAAAAGGUAUUCCAGGGCAACUCCAACUCUGGGGACAUAGUGCGCAAUAACUUCAUCCCUCCGAUAGUGGCCCGUUAUGUGCGAAUCAUCCCUCAGACUUGGAACCAAAGAAUAGCAUUGAAGCUUGAGCUGAUGGGUUGUCGAAUAACGCAAGUUAAUAGUUCAUUUACGCAUUCAAUGUGGCAGAAACCAAGUCAGAGCACAGAAACCUCUCUUGGAAAAGAAGAUAGGACUGUUACAGAGCCCAUCCCGUCGGAAGAAACUAACUUGGGCUUAAAGCUUACAGCUAUAAUUGCCCCCAUCCUCAUUGUGCUCUGUCUGUUCCUGUUCUCUGGCAUUUGCAUCUGUGCAGCCCUACGCAAGCGAGAAGCCAAAGGUCUUUCUUAUGGAUUAUCCAGUGCUCAGAAAUCAGGUUGUUGGAAACAAAUCAAGCAGCCCUUCACUAGACAUCAGUCAACUGAAUUUACCAUCAGCUAUAAUAAUGAGAAGGAGACACCACAGAAACUAGAUCUGGUCACCAGUGACAUGGCAGACUAUCAGCAGCCUCUCAUGAUUGGGACUGGAAUGGUAACACGGAAAGGAUCUACUUUUAGACCCAUGGACACUGAAGAUGAGGGAAGAAGGGGGAGUUCCGAGUUUGAAAACCACUAUCACUGCCCACACAGAGCUAACCGGCAUGAAUACGCUCUGCCCCUGACCAGCCAAGAGCCCGAAUACGCCACCCCUAUCAUAGAGCGGCACAUAGCAAGAGAAAAUAAUUUCCCCUCUGAAAAUGGCUACAACGUACCUGUUGUGUCAUCCCAGAAACAAUCCCUUUCUGCUGGCAGCUUCUCUAGUUCGUGUAAGACUGAUACCAGGAAUGGAGACUAUCAGACACCCCAGAGUGUUGUAAACUACGACAAACCCAAAAUUAACAGUGUUCUGACCUCCGUGAGCUACAGCACGGACUACCAGAAACCCCAGCCCAGUGCCCUCGGGAGCGAGGGUUACUCAACGCCCAGAGACUGCCUAAAACCAAUAAGCCAGACAGCAAUGACAGCUCUCUUGUGAUCUGCUGAGUAGGAGAGACGUGGUGCACAGGAACGUCACUGCACAGCUUUCUGAAGCGAAAACAGAGUUUGGAGGGACUCCGCUGCGGGAGGCAGAAGGCAAACAAACCCUGUGUACAUAAUAUUGCAGUCUUGCUGGGUUCUGACAUCUGAAGAAAGCAUAUGCUGUUUAUCACUGUUUAUAGCAAGAGAGAUGUUAUCAGUGAAGACUGUACAUCUUAUUUUCUGUAACUGAUCUCAGUGCUCCAUUUGCAAUGUGUGCAAUUUGUACAUAGCUUUUAUUUAAGGAGAAUUUCUUAAGUUUCCUUUACACCUGGGGAAUGAAAGGAUUGCAGAUAUGCCCGUUUAAGAAAAACAGGCCUCCUUCUCUGUACUUUACCUGCUGUUGUACUUUACCAGCUGUAAAAGAUGUAUCUUAUGGUUGCGGUGAUUCAUCUCUUUUCCUGUGAUAGCUGAAGAUAGGGCAUCACUGUAGUGCUCACUGGGAAGGUAGAAGAAGUAAAACUACUUGAAGCAUAGCAGGCACAGGAAAAAGUAGCUGAGCAUUUAAAUACUAUGCUCAAACCCACCUUCCUGGCUGCUUUUUUAGCAGCAAUUCUUACAUGCUUGAAUUUUAUCUAGUGUAUGAGCCGAGCCUGUCUAACUUGCUGUUCAUGUUGACAACAAGCAUAAAGGCUGAAACCAGUUUUGGGUUCAAGCCAUGGUCAUCACUCUGCCACAGAAAAACCAAAAACAAGAAACAAACCCAAUACCAGUCAUUCUGGCUUGUUGGGUUUUUUUUCAGGAAAAGUUUGUGGAAAUAAAAUGUGAAUUUACAGCUGAGAAUUAAAUCUCAUUCAAGCCCUAGCUUAUACUUUUGCUGCUAAAUUGUAUGGAAAUUUGUUCUUUGGCACAAAGCAGCAAACUUCCUGAACUCUUCAAUACUUUACUAGGUAUUUCUCUGUCUUACAAAUUUAGUGUAACAUUUCUAUUUGGAGCGCUCCAACUAAGUAAAUCACAGUGUGUAUGACUUACUGUUGCAGUUAAAUUUGCAAGACAGCAGAUGAGCACAGUUGUUUUCAAAUAGUUUUUCUUUUGCAGCAGAUGUUAUCUUUAUUUCUGUUUUUAGACAAACUUGAAAAAGCGUGGGGAUGGGUGCAAUGUGUUGCACAGUGGCUGGUUCCUCUUUCAGCAGAGGCAUCAUCGAAGCAAACCAGUUUCUUGUAACGACUGGGACCAUUCACUGCCCCUCUACCUGCAGAACUUGGAGCCUUAUCUUGAAUUCAAAAGCUUCAAGAAGUUAUAUACUUCUGGGGAGGAAGAAUGGUGCUAUAUUUAAGGCACACGGUUGGGAAACGAGACCAGUAAAACUUGAGCUCUGGGGAAGUCACUAUCUGAAGACCCUGUUUCCCCACAUGUCAACUGGGGAUAAUUUGGAAAGGGUGCAACAAAGAUUCAUGGUUUCUUUGCAAAGAGCUUUCAGAUCCUUGGAUGAGAAAUGCUGUCAGAGCACAGACUAGUUGCAGUGAUAUGACUCAAAUACUGCUAACUGCAGCCAUACACGACCUUAAGGUCAAGGUCUUGGUGAGUUCUUUGCAAAUACUUGUUUUGAGGCCUUGGAGGUGCCAUUCCUUCAUGCUGCCACACCAUGCACGUGAUCCCUGGGCAAAGAAAGAGUCAAGGUAACCUCGUCACCUUCCUGUGUUUGCUGUCAAUACAGUUUCUGUGAAAUGUCUAAAACACCUCAGGUCCUGAAGCGAAACAGCAGCAGCCUGUUUGUUAGACCGAGCUGGGCGGUGUUGUUUACCUUCUGUUGUUUACAUGUCUGUGUAAAUAAAGAACACUGGUAUUUGUAAAUCAGUCACACAGGGCUGCUAUUUAACUCUGUGACUUGAUCAUCGCUGCACGCCCACUCUUGUCACAUAUCCCACAGGGUGAGAAAAAAGCGUUCCUUAUGCACUGCAAAAGUGCCAGUUGCGCUGCUGCAAUUUGCAGUCCCAGUGUGACAGGCUAAAAAAAGAUUCUCUCAGUGCCCCAUUUAGCCCAGCUUUUCUGUCCAUAAGCUCUAGAGAAGAAGCACUAAGGAACAAACUUCUGUACCCAAACCUGCUGCUGGAUGCGUAUAAUUGAGGAAAGGAUGAAGAUGCCUUUCUGAUGAGCCUGAAACUAAUACUCCACCCACACAGCUAAUUAGCCUGACUUGUCAUUUUACAAACAAGCAGAGUUCAGUAAUCAGAGCUACACCCCACCUUAUGAGGCACCAAGAUACUGCAGCAGUGCAAAGGACCAGGCAGCAGAUGACAUGGCUCGUAUUAUAAUAAUCUUUUCACAUACCUCUGCCACAUGCUUUGCGCAUCUGCAGCAUGCUACAAGUGUCAGAAUGUUCUUGGUAGCACAUGCCCCUUUCUGCAGCCAUUA
This is a messenger RNA of Cuculus canorus (common cuckoo), 4793 nucleotides long. RefSeq names its product discoidin, CUB and LCCL domain containing 1 (gene DCBLD1). Lineage: Eukaryota; Metazoa; Chordata; Aves; Cuculiformes; Cuculidae. The record is from RefSeq and is a predicted model, not a curated record. The transcript has 15 exons. Bases 121 to 2397 code for a protein of 758 amino acids.